Exaiptasia diaphana is the source of this 883-nucleotide messenger RNA. Its product is annotated as AUGMIN subunit 2. NCBI's taxonomy places the organism in Eukaryota, Metazoa, Cnidaria, Anthozoa, Actiniaria, Aiptasiidae. Gene Ontology annotation, biological process: centrosome cycle; spindle assembly; microtubule nucleation. Gene Ontology annotation, cellular component: HAUS complex; mitotic spindle microtubule; centrosome. The transcript has 7 exons. The record is from RefSeq and is a predicted model, not a curated record. Bases 109 to 795 code for a protein of 228 amino acids.
AGGCAGUUUGCAAACAGAGCGUGAUGGUACAUUUGAAGCUCUUUUUCGCCUCUUAACAUUCAUCGAUUGCAUUAAAAGUGGUUUAAAAGUAGCAAGCGCUGAAUCAAGAUGCUAAAGACAUCGUUGCUUGAGACUACGGACAGUCCUUCGCGUUCAAAUCCGUGGUCGCCUUCUUCUUCGUUCGUCAAGCUCGGAUCGUUGCAGAAUGUUAUCUCUCUAGCAGAGAAAACCGGACAUUUACGAAAGGAUUCAAAUGUAAAACAAGAAACAAAGAGGAAAGUACUARGCUCGCCAUCAAUUCAAAUGAUCACAGUGUUGAGAGAUAUUACAAAGACAGGCCAUGCUCUUGAUAAGGUUAACAGAGAGAUUCAAAAACUGCUUCGACAUGCUGAAACACAAGAUGUUACCAAUAUAGAUAUAUUAGCUACCAGAGCACAUAAACUGGAGAAGAUUUCAUUGCAUUUGUCUUCAGUCAUUGAUAAAAAAGAUGAUUUAAUAGCAAGACUACAGCAACCAUUUGUUGGGGAAUACUUGAUGAUGGACUCUCAAUAUCACUCAUCUGCCUCUUCAUCACUCCCCAUGAUUGCUUCACAGCUAGCAGCCUUACCAGAUCAUCUUGAUGACCUAACAUGGGCAAACAACUUUACACUUAAAGAUGGACAAUUGGAGAACAUCCUCUCCAGCAUCGAGUCAUCAUUCAUAGACUUACAGAACUAUUUUAGAGCAUUAACCAAAAGCAGAAAGAUCAUGGGACAACUUACACUUCAAAAAACCCGUUUACCAGAAGAAACAUAGAAAGGAAGUUUGGUCACCAUGGCGCUCUUUCAACACAUUACACUUUGCUAUUUAUACCUGUCAUAAAUUCCUAUCUUAACGUUUCAAA